UUGGGGUUCAGAUGGCACUGGAUCUGUUAGAGACCAGGUUCUGGGCUACAGCUAAGCAGCCCAAUGACACAGACUGCUCCAACACAGAGGGGAUUUGUCCGCUGACAUGUGAGGCCAUGGACCUGGCCUGCUACCUCAUCGACAGCAAUGCAUUCACAAUCAUCUCCAAAGAAAAAAGCCAUGUGGGGAAGUUCUUUGGAGAAGUUGACGGCUCAGUGAUGGCACGCCUUAUCAAGAUGGGCAUGUUCAAAAGGGUAUCUCUGUACGACUAUCAGGCCAUGUGUAAGAUGGGAGGACAUUCUGCCAGCAGUGCCAGACCCCUUCUUAGUCCCUUCUAUGGUCUGGCGGCUGCUCUAAAGUGGUUCCUCACCAACUUCCUACUGUUUUUACUGGAGUUCAACAUCUGUGGUCUGUGGCACUCUGACCGCUUUGCUGAAGCGUCGGCCCAGAAGAAGAAGGGAGACAUCCUGCAGCCGUGUGACACAGAGUACCCCAGCUUUGUCUACGAGCCCUCGAUUAAGGAGACCAACAGCCUCAUCAAGUGUGGACGCUGUCAGAAGAUGUUUGUAACCCAGGCUGUCCCUGACAGUAACCUGCUGAUGUUGGUGGUACAGGCAGACUGUGACUGUUCCCGUCAGUACCCAGCUAUCACCAUGGAACCCAAGGAAGUGAAAUAUAUCCUUUAACAUGAAGAUCUAUCUUACUGGUUCACUCUCACAAGCCCUCUGUCUGACACAGACAGUGAUUGAUAGAAUUAUAAUGGCGUUGUGGAAAUGGGAUUUGAUAUCUAUGAAUAAGCAGUUCCUUAGUCAUCAUAUAUCAGACCAAUCACUUCUCUUAUUAAAUACAUUACAGACAUCGUUCAUUUCAAGCAGUUCUGAAUGGCUGUUUUACGCUGUGGGGAGCAGUCUCUUCCUAAACUCUUCUCCUUGACACAUUCAGAGAUGACCAGCAGGGUCAUAGCCGAGCAUUCAGAGGUCGAGACAGCAGGUGUGAGGGGGAAGGAGACAGAGAGAGAGACAGAGAGAGAGACAGAGAGAGAGACAGAGACAGAGAGAGAGAGACAGAGAGAGAGACAGAGAGAGAGAGAGAUAGAGAGAGAGAGAGAGAGAGAGAUGGAGACAGAGAUGGAGACAGAGAGACAGAGAAAGAGACAGAGAUGGAGACAGAGAGAGAGACAGAGAUGGAGACAGAGAUGGAGACAGAGAUGGAAACAGAGAGAGAUGGAGACAGAGAUGGAGACAGAGAUGGAGACAGAGAGACAGAGAGAGAGAGACAACCUGGUCUAUAUUGGUUAUGUGGAUAGUAAUGAGAGUAGAGUCUUAUCACUCUGACAGAGUCCAGCUGUAGUAAAGCAUUAAGCCAGUCAUACACUCAUACAUCCUUCAUGAACAACACACACCAUAAUGGGCUGUGCUGUGUGACCUGCAUCAUCAGUCAAUCUGUCAGUAGGGGUGUCAGGGUCUCAUACCCAGACAGACUCUCGUAUCCUUGACCCUGCACACACACACACACACACACACUGCAUAUAGAAUUACACCAGAUAUGACAGACUGACCCUAUCCUCCCGGCAUAUAGACUAUUUAAGCAAUAAGGCCCGCGGAGGUGUGGUAUAUGACCAAUAUAACACGGCUAAGGGCUGUUCUUAGCACAGUGCAACUCCAGACACCACAAACCCCCAAGGUGCCUUAUUGCUGUU
Molecule: messenger RNA, 1699 nt
Organism: Salvelinus fontinalis (brook trout)
Lineage: Eukaryota; Metazoa; Chordata; Actinopteri; Salmoniformes; Salmonidae
Product: voltage-dependent calcium channel subunit alpha-2/delta-4-like
Exons: 10
Coding region: 12-686 (224 amino acids)
Cellular component (GO): voltage-gated calcium channel complex
Molecular function (GO): voltage-gated calcium channel activity
Source: RefSeq, a predicted model, not a curated record